ACACAACGAGUGAUCUUUCUCCUGGAUAUGCAGAUUUAAGCAAUGGUCCAAUAAAAUAAUUAUGCGUUGAAGAACAAUAUCUUAUUGGAAAUUGUAUUUUUCUCGAACGGCCUUACUAUUAGGGUUAGAUAUGUGUUGCAAUUUUUGGUGUAUGUGACUUUAUGUGAUGUGUUGCCAUUUUUGUCGUAUGUGAUUUUAUGUGAUGGUUGCGUUAAUUAACAAUCAUAUUAGAUUGACCCAACGCCCCAAGGAAACGCGCGCCAAGCCAAAUCAGACCAAAGUUGGUUUGGUCCAGUUGGGUUGACCUAGAAUGGUAAGACCAGACCUUGGCUAGGGUUUGGGUUGUAUUAGGCCCUCAUUUUGGCGCGUCUGCAAAAUUUGCAAGUUUGCAACGAAGCCUUGGCAUGCUCUGAUUCUCAGGCAACUUACUCUCGACCACCUAUGGCGUGUAAUUCUUCAGCCUGUCAGUCCAACUGCUAUAGAAAUCAAGAUGACGAGGCAACAGUCGAACAAGAUUCACUUCGAACAAACAAGACCGAUCGAUUAGCCGCCACGUACGGAGACAGUGGUGAUACACAUCUCUGCUUUAAAUGCAAGGCCAAGGAGCGCAUGUCUAGCUCUGAAGAAGGAGACGAUGGGCGCUUUUGCAGCGAUUGCUUUCGGAGCAACUUGUUUGCAAAGUUUCGGCAGGCUGUAAACUCGAACGCCAUGAUCUCUCCUUCUGACAAAGUGCUUGUUGCCUUCUCCGGGGGUCCUUGUUCCAGGGUGGCUUUGCAAUUUGUUCAUGAGAUGCAAGUUAAAGCACACAAAAAUUUUGAAGCAAGUAGGGAUAGAUCACUGCAUGUUUUUGGUGUUGGAGUUGCUUAUAUUGAUGAAACCUCUGCUUGUCCUAUCCCUUUGCAUGAGAUAGACAGAACAAUUCAAACCAUCCAAUCAGUUGUGUCAAGUCUAUCUCCACCGAUAAAAGAUUUGCAUAUUGUUCAAAUUGAGAGUGUAUACUCUUCAAAUUUGAGUGACGGAAGGGAGAAGUUGAAGAAGUUAUUAGAUACAGUCAGUGAUGUCACAGGAAAGGAAGACCUUAUCUCACAUUUGCGGAUGUUAUCCUUGCAAAAAAUUGCCGCUGAAAAUGGAUACAACAGACUUGUACUUGGGACAUGUACUUCAAGGAUUGCUUGCCAUGUGAUUUCUUCCACUGUUAAGGGCCAAGGAUAUUCCUUACCGGCAGAUAUACAGUAUGUUGAUGCAAGGUGGGAGGUCCCAGUGGCACUUCCUCUACGUGAUUGUCUUGCACAAGAGCUCAACAUGCUUUGCUGUGCUGAUGGUCUAAAGACAGUGGAACUGACCAAAACAUCCUUUUCUGGCAUCAAUGACUUGGUCUCAUCAUUUGUGGCUCUAUUGCAGGAAGAGAAUCCCUCUCGUGAGUCUACAAUUGUGAGAACUGCUGGCAAGCUUACUCCAUUCAACUUUAGCAGAAUUCCAGAUUUGAAUGAAAGUAAUGGUGUUCCUUUGGCCACCAAAAGGCGUCAAAAGAGAAAUAACUUUAAGCAUGUUAACUCUUUAUCAUCGGAAACAUUUUGUGCAGUCUGCAAUGGUCCACUUAACAUGUCCGAUGUGCAAACUUUAAGGAGUUUUGAAGCUGGCCAGGUAAGUUCAAUUUUGGCUGGUACCUGUUGUUCAAGUUGUCAAUUUCAGAUUCUUCCCAAGGAUUCCAUAUCGCAAGAACUUCUUCUUUCACUCUUGCCACCCUCUAUGGUUGCUCGAGCAAUGCAUGGCAGCCCUAGCAAUUCCAAUUCGCUAAGGGAGAAAAUACAGGAAUUCUUGCUGUCAGAUGAUGAAGUCGAAUCUUAAUCCAGGUUAACAACCAGCAAAAUUGGCUUCUCUCAACAAUGAUAAUUAUACGUGCAUUUGUAGAAUUUAUGGGAAGGCAUCGACUUUUCUUUUCUUAGCUGCGGUUUGCUUUCUUUUCGUCUGUUGCAUUCAGUUCAUUUAUACAGAAACAGAUUCUUUUACACACUGGUAUAUGCUUCUAUUUUAGGUUCCUAACAUAUGCUAGACUGCCUGAUUAUUCAUCACAUAAAAUGCUGAUUAUGAAAAAUCUUUUAAUGUUUAA
Molecule: messenger RNA, 2110 nt
Organism: Cucurbita maxima (winter squash)
Lineage: Eukaryota; Viridiplantae; Streptophyta; Magnoliopsida; Cucurbitales; Cucurbitaceae
Product: cytoplasmic tRNA 2-thiolation protein 2
Exons: 7
Coding region: 442-1848 (468 amino acids)
Biological process (GO): tRNA wobble position uridine thiolation
Cellular component (GO): cytosol
Molecular function (GO): sulfurtransferase activity; tRNA binding
Source: RefSeq, a predicted model, not a curated record